Messenger RNA from Gilbertella persicaria, 451 nucleotides. RefSeq lists its product as uncharacterized. Gene Ontology annotation, cellular component: nucleus; chromatin; Ctf18 RFC-like complex. NCBI's taxonomy places the organism in Eukaryota, Fungi, Mucoromycota, Mucoromycetes, Mucorales, Choanephoraceae. Gene Ontology annotation, biological process: mitotic sister chromatid cohesion; maintenance of mitotic sister chromatid cohesion. The record is from RefSeq and is a predicted model, not a curated record. The transcript has a single exon. Bases 98 to 433 code for a protein of 111 amino acids.
AAUGGUUACUGACAAAUCCAAGGGUAAAGAAACCUCUACUGAUGUCAAUGUAGUUAAGUUCAACUAAUAUAAUAAUAUAUAGAACAAACGUUGGGAAAUGAAUGAGUUUAUGGAAGUCUGGAAGAAAUUGACUCAAGACGUAUUUUCACCUAAACUAGAAUACAUUCAAGGACUGUAUAUUGCCCAUACAAGUACCAAAUUGAACCAAACAGAGAGUUAUGUUCAAUAUUUCCCAAUUCAUGAAUUAUCAACUGAUCCAGCACAACGAUUUGCAGCAUUGUUUGCAGAAAAACCCUUAUGGUCACUAGAAGAAAUCUCACCAUUCUUAAUGGAUUUAGCACCCUUAAAGAAGGAAAGAGAACAUUUGCUACUCAAGUUUGCACGCCCACAUCGAACUCAAUCAACAACAUUAUAUGGUAGUAGAAUCAAAUAAGAUUUUAAUAUAAAGAUG